AUGAUGUCUGUGUCCGGGAGGAAGGAGUUUGACAUGAAGCAGAUUCUGAGGCUGAGAUGGAAAUGGUUUAGCCAGAGCUCUUCUGGAAGCAGUGGCUGUCUCCAGCAGGAGGGAUUUGAGCACCGUAGUAUGGGUCAGAACAGAUUGAAAAGCCACUCAAGGGACAGAAGUGGACUCACAAAAAACAGCAGUCCUGUAAACAGUUUACUGGCACCUGUGCCAGUUCCAAUUUACAGGAGACCUGACAGUCAGCCAUGGUAUCAGCAGAAUACAGUGCCACGCACACCAGAGAAUGAAGGACUCGCUAAAAUUUCUGAUCAAGAGGAUUCAGUUAAAGAAGAAAAAGAGAACAAAGGAGCAGUGGAAUCAGGCAGUGUUGAUCUCACAGAAGAGCCUACAGAGAGGUUGUCAUUGAACAGCUGCUCCCCUAAUAGGAUGAGUUCCGGUAGUUCAGAUGAGUUCUUCCAGUCAACGAAUCAUGCAGAGCAGACAUUUCGGAAAAUGGAGAACUACCUCCAGCACAAGCAACUGUGUGAUGUUCUUCUGAUUGCAGGGGAUCUCAAGAUUCCUGCUCAUCGGCUUGUCCUUAGUGCUGUUUCAGACUACUUUGCUGCCAUGUUUACAAAUGAUGUUCGUGAGGCCAAACAAGAAGAAAUUAAAAUGGAGGGUGUUGAUCCUGAUGCACUGAAAGCACUUGUUCAUUAUGCUUACACAGGUCUCUUGGAGCUGAAAGAGGAAACUAUAGAGAGCCUAUUGGCUGCAGCAUGUCUACUCCAGCUCUCUCAAGUGGUGGACGUAUGCUGCAACUUUCUUAUGAAACAGCUCCAUCCAUCAAAUUGUUUGGGAAUAAGAUCCUUUGCUGAUGCUCAAGGCUGCAUGAAUCUGCUAAAAGUGGCUCACAGCUAUACCACGGAGCAUUUCAUGGAAGUGAUAAAGAACCAGGAGUUCCUUCUGCUCCCUGCCAGUGAGAUUGAGAAGCUCCUUGCUAGUGAUGACAUUAAUGUUCCCGAUGAGGAGACCAUAUUUCAAGCUUUGAUGAUGUGGGUGAAACACGAUUUACAGAAGAGACAGCAGGACCUUGCAAUGCUCCUGUCUUACAUCAGAUUACCUUUACUAUCUCCACAGCUUUUGGCUGACUUGGAAAACAAUCCAAUGUUUGCUGAUGAUCUGGACUGUCAAAAACUUCUUAUGGAAGCUAUGAGGUAUCACUUGUUGCCAGAGAGACGGCCCAUGAUGCAAAGCCCCAGGACGAAGCCCCGAAAGUCUACAGUUGGGGCACUUUACGCUGUAGGAGGAAUGGACACCACCAAGGGGGCUACAACAGUAGAAAAAUAUGAUCUCAGGACAAACAAUUGGAUGCAAGUAGGCACAAUGAAUGGAAGACGUCUACAGUUUGGCGUGGCAGUGAUUGAUAGCAAGCUGUAUGUGGUUGGUGGGAGAGAUGGAUUAAAAACAUCCAACACUGUAGAAUGCUACAAUCCAACAGCCAAGGUCUGGUCCAUAAUGCCGCCAAUGUCUACACACAGGCAUGGCCUAGGAGUAGCUGUACUUGAAGGACCAAUGUAUGCAGUUGGUGGACAUGAUGGUUGGAGCUACCUUAACACUGUAGAAAGGUGGGACCCACAAGCUCGUCAGUGGAACUACGUUGCAAGCAUGUCAACUCCAAGAAGCACGGUAGGAGUUGCUGCAUUAAAUGGCAAGCUGUAUGCAGUAGGUGGGCGAGAUGGCAGCUCCUGCUUACGAUCAAUGGAGUGUUUCGAUCCUCACACCAAUAAAUGGAGCAUGUGUGCUCCCAUGUCCAAGAGAAGAGGUGGUGUGGGAGUUGCUACGUGCAAUGGUUUUCUUUAUGCAGUGGGAGGACACGAUGCCCCUGCCUCUAAUCACUGCUCCAGGCUUUCAGACUGUGUGGAACGGUACGAUCCAAAAACAGACACCUGGACAUCUGUGGCACCUUUAAGUGUUCCAAGAGAUGCUGUAGGAGUAUGUCUUCUUGGCGACAAGUUAUAUGCUGUAGGAGGAUACGAUGGACAGACUUACCUAAAUACUGUAGAAUCUUAUGAUGCACAAAACAAUGAAUGGACAGAGGAGGUGCCUCUGAAGAUUGGAAGAGCUGGUGCUUGCGUUGUUGUGGUCAAAUUGCCAUGAAGCACUGAAAAGAAUGUAUUUUUUUUAAACUGAUGACCACAGAGAGUCA
This is a messenger RNA of Rhincodon typus (whale shark), 2194 nucleotides long. Its product is annotated as kelch-like protein 4. The record is from RefSeq and is a predicted model, not a curated record. Bases 1 to 2145 code for a protein of 714 amino acids. The transcript is spliced from 11 exons. Gene Ontology annotation, molecular function: protein binding. NCBI's taxonomy places the organism in Eukaryota, Metazoa, Chordata, Chondrichthyes, Orectolobiformes, Rhincodontidae.